Messenger RNA from Motacilla alba alba, 2713 nucleotides. RefSeq lists its product as uncharacterized. The transcript is spliced from 2 exons. Bases 814 to 1770 code for a protein of 318 amino acids. The record is from RefSeq and is a predicted model, not a curated record. NCBI's taxonomy places the organism in Eukaryota, Metazoa, Chordata, Aves, Passeriformes, Motacillidae.
CAGCACAGCACACCGGCAGUAGGUAGCAAGUCAGUGUUGUUUAUUUGUUUAAAGCCAAAUAUAAACAGGAAAGGAAUGAAAUCAUUUCCAGCCUCCAGCUGUCCAGGAAAAUACCUGUUUAUAAAUAAAAAUGGAGAAAGGAGAGAUGUCCCCAUCCUGCAACCUCAGCUGUCAGUGGCAGGGGCCCUGGGGCUCAGGGCUCCUCACCCUCCGUUCCUGGGCCAGCAGUUUUCCAUCCAAUGUGGAAUUUUGCCCAGCCCAGGCACUUGCAGGCAGGAGGAGGAGGGCAGGAGGUGGGAAAUACAGCAGCACUCUGUCCCUGCCACAGUCCCCGUGUCCCCCAUGGGGGAAGAGCCAGCGGGGAGGCAGGGCCCUCAGAGCUGGGAUAUCCCCGGAGAUGCCCAGAAGGGUCAGGACAGCACCUGGAGCCAGUUCGUGUGCAGGUGGAGGUGGCCUGGAAGGGAGCAGAGAUCCCAGGGACCCUUCUCCAGCCCAGAGCAGCCCUUUCCUCCUCAUCCUCCUGCCUCCACUGCUCUCCCUGGCCCCAGGCAGGGCUGCCUGGUCUGGAUGCUCCUGGGGCUUGGUUUUCCUGCAAAGGUUGGAGACAAACUCCCAUGGUUUGUCAGAGGCCUCACUGCCUGCCCUCAGCUGGGUCAGGAUGGCUCCAAAAGGGUUGGGAGGGCUUCCCCAGAGGAUCCAGGAGCUGUCCCUCCCUGAACCUUGGCUGCUGGAGGGCACCAGCAGCUCCUCAGCCCGGCCUGGAGCAGCAGCACACCAAGACUUCGGCCUCCAGAGUGGAGAAACCUCCUGGGGAUGCAGCUGCCCCCAGGACAGUGCCUGGGAAUGGCACUGCCCUGGGAUGGCACUCACUGCCUGGGAUUGGCACUGCCUGGAACACCCCUGAGUGCCAGCACCCAGGGGCAAAGCCCAGAACCAGCCCUGGCUUUUCCUCACUCAGACAAGGAGUACUCCUGGCUUCCUGCCCCUUCCCAGCCUCCUCUUCCCCCAUUCUGGAUUUUCUCCUUCACCCCUGGAUUUUCACAUGCCAGCACCGGGGCUGUUCCGUCCCCAGGAGAGGUGACCAGUGACAUGGGGAGGAAGGGAGAGCAGGGCAUGAACUGCAGGGAAUUCAGCCCCUGCUCCCAAGGACUGUGGCACUGCACAGGAGAGACCCGGCCUGGCUCUGCACCUGGUGGGAGAGAGGGGAGGCAAUUCCACCUUCUCCAGAGAGCCACACAGGAGGGCUCCACACAGGACAGGACAAAUCCCCACGGACAGCCGGACAGCACCAGCAGCACCUCUAACACAGACACCACGGGCCCAGACAUCACCACACACACCAGGAGCUUUUGGGAUCCACUGCUGUCCCCUUGGGGAAAGGUGACUGUGCCUGCCCUGCCAGGAGGAGAGGGGCACAGGCAAACCCCAAAUGCCACCCCACCAUCCCACAGAGGUGUUCCCACAGCGCUGGGCUGUGGAUGUGCAGCCUGUGGGAACCCAGGUGCAUUCCAAGAGGCUGUUCCAGCAUGGACACAGAGCUAUCCUGGGGGGUCUCCAGCUCUCCUGGCCGCCCUGGAUGUAUCCUGGGAGUUUCCAGCUCUCCUGGCCACCCUGGAUGUAUCCUGGGAGUUUCCAGCUCUCCUGGCCACCCUGGAUGCUGGGCUGAGGUCUCCCACAGCAGCAGGUGCUCACAGGGGAGUUUCUCCUCCCCAAGACCAGACUCCACCCAGGGCAAGCAGCACUGGAGGCAGUGGGGACACCUGUCCCUAACUGGAGACCAAAGGAACUCACCAUUCCCUUUGGGUUUGUGUCAAAUCCCAAAAUCUGACUUGGCCCCUGGGCUGAGGUUGUGUGGAAAACACACUGAAACAGCCCAGGCUUUCCAAAUUUGGCACCUCCAAGGCUGUGCUGGUGCUCUGGGUGACCCAACACCCACAGCCCAGGUGUGGAUGUGGGCAGCACCCAGAGCUGGCAGAGCUGCCUGAGGUCACAGUUCCUCCAAGAACUCCUGCCAGAGGGAUGAGGAUUUAGUUCCAGGGCUGCCCUGAGCACCCAACCCUUCUGCACCCCGGGCCACACCAGUCUGGGGAGCAACAGCUCCCACACUUCCCCUGGGCCAGGCUCCUCUCAGGGUGUGAGCACAGAGUGGCCCCAGGAGAGGGACAAAAGGGCCCUGCUGGCUGCCCUGGGAGCCCUGAAGCACCCAGCAGCUCUCCAGGUGGCUUGGCAAGCACUGGCCAGGUCCCAGGGAAACUCUGGGUGCCUCCUGCUGGCUCCUGUGGCUCUCGUAUGGCACGGCUGCAGCUCAGGCAGCUCCUGGUGCUGAGGGCUCCUGUGAGCUCUGUCAUUCCCUGGGUGCACUGGAGAGAGACCCAGUGGCAACAGAAGGGAGCACAAAACCCCAGGAAUCUUAUGGGAACGGGGAGCCCAAGCCCUGCUCUGCCCCUUCUCAGCCACCCUGGGACUCACCAGCCCCAUUCCCAACCCUGCAUCCCUGCCAGGAAUCUUCUGGGAUCUGCUUUCACAAUGGGCUGGAGGUUUGGGUUCUACUCCAACCCUCAAAAACAAGAGAUGGAAUCUCAGAUUUUUAGCCUGAGGAUUCCCUACCCUGCUUCACCACGGGAACUCCUCCCCCCUCCAGGUUCCUGUCAGGACAGACCUGGGAUAGAGAAGGUGUCCCUGCCCAUGGAACAAGAGGAGCUUAAAGGUCCUG